UGGUGCACAUAACUCACUUCUCACUGAAACACAUCACAGGACAGACAAACCUGAGCGGAUUUAUAAGCAACUUUAGUCUAAGUUUUUUUCUUAGGAAAUUUUUGUCAGAUCUUCAUUUGGGAAAGCAGCCUGUGGUUGCUGUGUGUUGUGUGUCAGGAACAUCCAUGUUUUCUACAGAUCAUGUUAAAAAUCACAGCAUGAAACUGUCCACAAGAGGGAUGCGGAUCAAACCAUUGAAUCGAUGGAGUUUUUGGAUCCGUUUGUUGUUCCUGGUCCUGGUGUUUUGUCCAGGCAUCACAGCACAGACAGGACCUCCAACACCAAAGCAAUCGUCUCCUCCGCCAACUUUAACAACAGUGGCUGCAUCAAUGAACCGCUCAUCCGUAGUGUCAGCAGCAACAACACCAACAACACCAACUAAGAUGCCAUUGACUGAAACCACAUCUACACCUCCUAACAUGAGCACAACUAAUCCUGAAACGACACUCACAACACCACCACAAACUCGAAACACAGGAACAUCACCAUUCUCAUCGUCUGGAUACACAACUUCUCCGGAAACAAGCACAAUAUCCAAACUCACUGGAAUCACAACUUCUCAUGAAACAACCACAACUUCCAGAUUCACAACGUUUACAGAAGCAACCACAAUAUCCAGUGUCACCAAAAACACAAGUUCUCCUGAAACAACCACAAUCUCCACAUCCACCGUCAACACAACUUCACCUGGAACAUCCACAGUCUCCAUGUUCACUGAAAACACAACUUUUCCAGAAACAACCACUAACGCCACAACAUUAACAGCAACACCCAACAUUUCAUCCACUGUCUAUACAACUACUAACUUCACAGAAUUUACUGCAACACCUAACAUGUCGUCCACUGUCUACACAACUACUAACGUCACAGCAUUUACAGCAACACCCAACAUUUCAUCCACUGUCUAUACAACCACUAACGUCACAGCAUUUACAGCAACAACAAACAUUUCGUCCACUGUCUAUACAACUGAUGCAACGACUGCUAACCAAACAUCAAACACACCUGUUACAGCACCCAAACCUUGUGACUUUUCUCAAAGCUGCUUGAAAGCAUUUUACUGGAUGACCACAUCUGUUACCGUGACAGGAAUAUCUCAAUUAAAUAUCAGCAGUCAGGUUGAGAAUUUUUUCAAAACGAAGCUAGACACAUGUGCAGUUUCCACACCUGAGAGUGUUUCUGCGAAAUCUAGUAGCUUAAUCUCAAAUAAUACAAGCAGUCCAGUAACAACAUAUCCUGGCCUGUUUGAAGCCUUGGAGAUCACAUGUGAUUCAAACAUUAUGAAUAAUUCACAAUGCUACGUUCUUCUGAAGCUGGCAGCACCUGCCAAUGUUUGCUGCAUUAGAGACACUGUGAUGAUGAUGAACUCGGCUGACAUCGAAAUCAGUGUGGAGGGACAAAUAGAAAGAGUGGGUGUGUGUGCAGAUGAUUUAACUCAGAUCUUCGCUGGACAAUAUGAUAAAUGUGAUCAGACUCUCAAUAUUGAUGUAUGCAGCACACAACCACAGAACAUCUCAUGUGGAAACAGUACAAAUGUGAUUUUCCCAGUUGGUGUUAAGGAGAACUGCACUGUUAUUCCAGCAACACCAGGGUGUAACUGUUCUUCACACUGCAGUAAUUCAGAUUUCUACUAUUACAGUUUUAGCCUUGGUCAUUCAACUUCUUCAGAAAACACUGGAUGCCAAUCUGUUUCUCAAUUGUUCAGUAAUUCAACGUGCAGCGGCGCGUCAUCUGCUUGUUAUAGUCUGACAACUUUACGCAAUCAUUUUCAGGACUUGAGAGCGGAGAAUUCAUCUGGACGUUUGGGCGAAUGUCAAGUUAUAAUUAAACUAGACACAGCGCUGGAUCUGUGUGUUAUUGGCGUGGCUGUAGAGACCAUCAUUAAAUCUCAGAAGACCUUCACCUUUGAUGGAGUUUUGCAAAGAAUAGCUAUCUGCUAUGAUCCUUCUUUUAACCCGUUGAAUCUGUAUCCUCGAUGGCAGCAAUCUCUGAGUACAAACUUCAGCUCUGAACUCUUCUGCACAGACUCAAACCAACAGAAUUUGUUUGCAGAUUUCUGUGUUGGGAAAUACAGUACACUCAUUCCCUUGAAUGGCAGCUGUAAUUCAUCUUUAACCGAAUAUCAGAACUUCACCACAGCUCCUCCAGUCUUCACAAUCACCAUUACCACAAACACAAGCUCUUUCAACACUACAGUCACUGCUGUCAAUCAAACUGUAACAGGUGCAACGAUAGCAGUGUCUAUAAACUCAUCAGGGACAUUAGGUGCAGAUGGGCUGUUGAGUUUGAGUGGUAAUGCCUCGUCUUUAAACGCGGGUCAGGUGGAUCAGCUUUUAUCCCAGCUGGAAUCUCUCCUGGCCGGGCCGACCGUCAGUCUGGCUCUGGCAAACACCUCGGUCAACAUCGUCAACAACCUCCUGGAUGUCCCUCCAGCCGUAAUCACACCUUUCUCAAAGAGAGCCAUUGGGAUUGUGGACACUGUGGGUCUGAAACUGGCAGUUUCUGGGCCGAGUCAGACGGUGCUUUCACAGUCGCUGUCUCUGGGUGUGAAGAAAGUGGACGGGGCAAACUUUCAGCAGACGUCCUUCUCCUUAAUUGAUUCAACUAACCUGCAGAUUGGAGGCGGCGUCAGUAAGAGGUCUGCAGAAUCUGAGCUUCAGGUUCGGUCUAUUCCUCUAGGUUCAGUCGUUCUUCCAUCAUCCCUCACUCAAAACCUCACAGCCGAACAACAGCAGCUCAUCUCAAGAGUUCAGUUCAACUUCUUCCAGAAGAACACCUUCUUCCAGGAUAAAAACCUGGGAGAUGGUAAACUGAACAGCGGGAUUCUGGGUAGUAGUGUGGGAAACCUGAGCAUCUCUGGUCUGCAAAACGAAGUGCUGAUAACCCUGAGAAACAAUGGGCCUAUUCCAGCUAACUAUUCAGCUUUCUGUGUAUUCUGGGACUUUGGCUUAAAUGACGGCUCAGGCGGCUGGAACCCUUCUGGGUGUCGUGUGGUCAAUGUUAGUGAUGAAGAAACAAAGUGUGCUUGCAAUCACCUCACCAGCUUCGGCAUUCUGCUAGACAUUUCAAAGACUGAAAUCCCUCCUUUGGAUCUCCUUAUUCUGACAUACAUUACAUACAUCGGCUGUGGCAUAUCGGCUAUUUUCCUGUCUGUCACCCUGCUCACUUAUCUGGCCUUUGGCAAACUGCGCAAAGACAUCCCAUCCAAGAUCCUGAUUCAUCUGUGUUUCGCCUUGCUGCUGUUAAACCUGGUGUUCCUGCUGGAUGCCUGGUUGGCUCUGUAUCCAGAUGCUGUGGGUCUCUGCAUCUCCACUGCUUUUUUCCUGCAUUAUUUCCUCCUGGCGUCCUUUACUUGGAUGGCACUAGAGGCCGUUCACAUGUACCUGGCCAUUGUGCAGGUGUUUAACACUUACAUCUCUCGCUUUAUGCUGAAGAUCGGAUUUGCAGGAUGGGGCAUUCCUCUCAUCAUAGUCAUAAUCGUCAUAGCUGUUAACAAAGACAACUAUGGCCUUGUGGCGUACGGGAGGUAUGCAGAUGGGGCGACUGACGAUUUCUGCUGGAUUAAAAAUGACAUGGUCUUCUAUUUUGGUGUGGUGGCGUAUUACUGUCUGGUCUUCCUGCUGAACCUGGCGAUGUUUAUCGUGGUGAUGAUCCAGCUGUGCCGCAUCAAGCAGCAGAAUCCUCAUAACACACAGCAGCGCAGCGGCUGGCAGGAGAUGCGCAGUGUGGCUGGACUCACCGUCCUCCUGGGCCUUACCUGGGGCUUCGCUUUCUUCGCUUGGGGUCCCGUCAACCUUGCAUUCAUGUACCUGUUUGCCAUUUUUAACACUCUACAAGGAUUCUUCAUCUUUGUGUUCCACUGCGCCAUGAAAGAAAACGUCAGACGACAGUGGAGGACAUACCUGUGUUGUGGCAAACUGAGACUGGCAGAAAACUCAGAAUGGAGUCGCACAGCAACUCAGAAAAUAAACAAAGCCUCCAAGAGAAAGAUGUCUUCAUUGCGUUCGUCAAAUUCAAAUCAUUCAAGCUCAUCUUUCCUAAACCGUGACAGUCUGGCAUCUGAAGUGCCCUUUGGCAUUGGAAACCCGAUGGAUGACAGGAUGAUAACUGAAGCAGAAGGGCCCAGCUCAAACUCAGAUGUGGUUUUAAAUGAGCUCAACAGUCAAAAUCACAGAGGUCGAAGGUCAUACCGAUGAAAGCCAGUAUGAGUGUAUGUGUGUGUGUGUGUGUGUUAUGGUCUACUGCAUCACUGUAUUUCACUUACAUUUUAAGUUACAUAAAGUAUUGCUUGUUGUACUGUAUAUACAACAGAUAUACAGUUGAAGAAUUAUUAGCCCACUUUGAAUUUUCUUUUCUUUUUUAAAUAUUUCUCAAAUGAUGUUUAACAGAGCAAGGAAAU
Messenger RNA from Danio rerio (zebrafish), 4438 nucleotides. Lineage: Eukaryota; Metazoa; Chordata; Actinopteri; Cypriniformes; Danionidae. The record is from RefSeq and is a predicted model, not a curated record.